UCCGAGGCCUGCGUUCACGACACCUUGUAGGAAGGAUGGCCCCUCAACAGAAAAGCGCGCUGAACAUUGUCAUGGGCGCCAUGACAUUCGGCGAAGAGGGAAAGGAAGGUGCGAGAGUGCACAACCUGAAGGACGUCGAGGCCAUCCUAGAUAUGUUCCAAGCUCACGGGCACACGAGGUACGGUGCCAUCGUGAUUGGCUCAUCUGCUCUUUUGAACAUGCGUUGGUUCCUGGUCGAUACGGCGCGGUACUACAGUGGCGGGACGAGCGAGAGUUCCUCGGCAAAAUUGAUGGACCCUGACGAGACGUUGCGCUAUGACAUUCGCAAGCACGUCGAGACAUCACUGAAAGCUCUCAAUGCAGACCAGCUUGAGCUGUGGUACCUUCACGGUCCUGACAGAACGACGCCCUAUGAGGUCACUCUGAAGGCCGUCAACGAACUCUACAAGGAAGGCAAGUUCCGUAGGUUCGGCAUCAGCAACUAUAUGGCGUGCGUACUCUCCUCGGUACUCUCGUCUGAUUCCACAUGCGCUCAGCGCUGACGAGUCGACGUUGGUAGGUGGGAGGUUGCUGAGAUCGUCCAGAUUUGUAAAGCCAACGGGUACAUCCAGUCGGCUGUGUACCAAGGGAUCUACAACGCUGUACACAGGAAGGUAGAGCAUGACUCUUCCCUUGCUUGCGGAAGUACGGCAUCAGCUUCUAUGAAUUCAAUCCAUUGGGUGGAGGGUUCUUCACCGGCAGAUACAACUCGCCCGAUGUCGGAGAGAAGGCGUGCGUGCGACGACAAACCCACACAACACGUACU
Molecule: messenger RNA, 805 nt
Organism: Fomitopsis serialis
Lineage: Eukaryota; Fungi; Basidiomycota; Agaricomycetes; Polyporales; Fomitopsidaceae
Product: NADP-dependent oxidoreductase domain-containing protein
Exons: 8
Coding region: 36-542 (168 amino acids)
Molecular function (GO): oxidoreductase activity
Source: RefSeq, a predicted model, not a curated record